This is a messenger RNA of Xenia sp. Carnegie-2017, 2196 nucleotides long. Its product is annotated as TNF receptor-associated factor 3-like. The record is from RefSeq and is a predicted model, not a curated record. Gene Ontology annotation, biological process: positive regulation of JNK cascade; tumor necrosis factor-mediated signaling pathway; regulation of canonical NF-kappaB signal transduction. Gene Ontology annotation, cellular component: plasma membrane signaling receptor complex; cytoplasmic side of plasma membrane. Gene Ontology annotation, molecular function: zinc ion binding; tumor necrosis factor receptor binding; ubiquitin protein ligase binding. NCBI's taxonomy places the organism in Eukaryota, Metazoa, Cnidaria, Anthozoa, Malacalcyonacea, Xeniidae.
AGAAGAUUUACCCUCAUCCAAGAUGCCUGGAAUCAACAUCCGUAAUGAAGAUCGAGAAAAAAUCAACGCGAAGUAUAUUUGUACUCGCUGUAAUCUCCUCCUUGUCAAUCCAAUGCAGACAAUGUGUGGACAUUUGUUUUGUCAAUCUUGUAUGAACAUUAUACUAGGAGAUCCUGAUCCAAAAUGUCCUGAAGAUCAAGAAAAAUUGAGCCGAAAUGAUGUUUUCCCUGAUACUUUUACGAAACGUGAGUUGAAAAGUAUUCGUUUACAUUGUCCUUCUGAACAGUGCAAAUGGUUUGGCUCCUACGAAGAAUUGGAAGGUCAUUAUCAAGUUUGUGAGCAUGCGCUCAUCAGCUGCGUACAUAAGCAGUGUAACAUACAAUUACCUCGCUCUCUCCUUGGCGAACAUUUGAAGAAUGAAUGUGAAUAUCGAAAUGUAAAAUGUGAAUAUUGUGGUAAAGAUGUCCCGUAUGCUUCACUUAAGGAUCACGAAGAAAAUGUGUGUGAAUAUUAUCCUGUGGUUUGUAAAUAUUGUAAGAAAAAGAUACCAAGGAAAGAUAUUGAACAACAUCAAAGUACAAACUGUGAUGAAGUGCCGACUAAAUGUGAAUUUCAAGCUAUUGGAUGUAACUAUGAUAAAACCAUUAAACGAAGGGAGAUCCGUCAACAUAUGAAUGACAAUUUAAUUGAUCAUGUGAGCCUCCUGUUACGAUAUGUUAUGGCAUUUGUUACACAGUUAAGUAACUAUGUACCACGUCCAGAGUUUACUACUGCUGUUCAAAACAUGGGUGACCAAGUUACUGCUGUUCGUGCAAAUCUUUCAGAGAAAUUUGUUAUGUUAGUGGGCAAACUUACAGGUCUAGAAAGGAGAAUUGAGAAUCUCGAGGCUCGUGGUGAUAACGAUAGUAAUAAUGCCAACUCGUCAUUAGAAGUUUCUUCGAUGCGUGAUAAAAUUCCAACUCUCGAACGACAAGUGAGAGAAAAUUCCUCAACUUUACUACGAUAUCGUGAGCGCUUAGAUCAAAUUGAUGAAUCACUCGCGAGAAACACGGUGAAGAUUACCGACCUUGAAGCGCAACGUGGCUCGCGUGCACUGGGGUCGAAUCAAGCCAUACACAGCUACAAUGGUACGUUACUUUGGAAAAUAGAUAACUACAAGAAAAGACAGGACGCCAUUAAUGGUAUCAAAACAGCCUUGUACAGUGCACCAUUCUACAGUUCUCAAUAUGGUUACAAGAUGUGUGCUAAGAUCUAUAUGAAUGGUGAUGGUUUUGGAAAGGGAACUCAUUUAUCUUUGUUUUUUGUUGUCAUGAAAGGUGAUUACGAUGCACUACAAUCAUGGCCUUUCCAAAAGAAGAUCACAAUGAUGUUAAUGGAUCAAGGAAAUGGCGAUCACAUGAUUGAUGCUUUUCAUUCAGAUCCUCAAAGCUCCUCAUUUCAGCGACCAAGGUCUGAUAUGAAUAUCGCUUCUGGAUCACCACUCUUUAUGCCAUUGGAAAGUUUAAAUAAUCGUCAGUACAUCAAAGAUGAUACAUUGUUUAUAAAAAUGAUCGUCGACUGAGUUUACAGCUACUGGAAAUGAUAUCUCAUACAAAAAUACUUUUCAAGAGGAAGCUAUAUUUCAUGAAAAAUGCUUUUGAAGUGAAAGUUCGAAGUAUGAGAGUAGAUUCAGACUUUCUUCCAAAAAGUUCGAAAGACCAAUGCAAUCACGUUCGUGUGUUAUUUAUUUAUUGAACAACAAAUGCUUAAUUUUGCUUCUUUAAUUUUGUUUAAUUUUUGAAAGUAUAAACUCGUUUAAAAAGAGUGGGGCUUUAUUCUUGAGGUGUUUGAGAUGGUUUGGAAAAAAAUUGGGAUUAUAUUUUUUCGGCUAACAUCACUUCUAUGUCUAAAUCUAAAAAAAGAAUAAGGAUUUUACGCUCAUUUAAGUUGAUAUUGUUUAAAAUCAGCUUUUUUUGAUAGAUGACUUGGAUUGAUAAAUGAUUUACAGAGUUAAAUCUUUACCACCAUACGCUGAAAUGUGUACAAAUUUACAUAGUUUAAGGAUAUAACUUGAUUAAAAGUUGUGUAUAAUCAUAUUUAGACGUGUGAUACAUAAAACUAGAUAAAUUUUGGUGUAAGAUAUAUAUUUCUUGACUUACUAAAUAUACCCAUUAGUUGUGUUACUGAGAGAAAAAUUAAAACUAUGCAUAUUCCGUA